Loxodonta africana (African savanna elephant) is the source of this 849-nucleotide messenger RNA. RefSeq names its product C-type lectin domain family 3 member B (gene CLEC3B). The transcript has 3 exons. The record is from RefSeq and is a predicted model, not a curated record. NCBI's taxonomy places the organism in Eukaryota, Metazoa, Chordata, Mammalia, Proboscidea, Elephantidae. Gene Ontology annotation, biological process: ossification; bone mineralization. Bases 137 to 745 code for a protein of 202 amino acids.
CAGCAGCAAAGUCUGGGAGGGUUUCCUGGACAGAGGUCCUCGUAGCUGCUAUCUUAAGACGUGCAGUCCUGGCGGAGGCUGCCACUGCUCUCUGACUUGGCCCACUGCAGGCACCAACAGCGCCAGGCACAGCAGCAUGGAGCUUUGGGGGGCCUACCUGUUCCUCUGCCUCUUAUCCUUCCUGCCCCAGGUCAUGGCCGAGCCACCAACCCCCAAGGCCAAGAAGGCAGCAAAUGCCAAGAAAGAGGUCGUAAGCCCAAAGAUGUUUGAGGAGCUCAAGAGCCAGCUGGACAGCCUAGCCCAGGAGGUGGCCCUGCUGAAGGAGCAGCAGGCCCUGCAGACAGUCUGCCUGAAGGGCACCAAGGUGCACAUGAAGUGCUUCCUGGCCUUUGCCCAGGCCAAGACCUUCCACGAGGCGAGCGAGGAUUGCAUCUCGCGUGGGGGCACCCUGGGCACCCCGCAGACGGGCUCCGAGAACGACGCCCUCUACGAGUACCUGCGCCAGAGCGUGGGCGCCGAGGCCGAGAUCUGGCUGGGCCUCAACGACAUGGCGGACGAGGGCGCCUGGGUGGACAUGACCGGCGGCCCCAUCGCCUACAAGAACUGGGAGACUGAGAUCACGGCGCAGCCGGACGGCGGCAAGGCCGAGAACUGCGCCGUCCUGUCGGCCGCGGCCGCCGGCAGGUGGUUCGACAAGCGCUGCCGCGACAAGCUGCCCUACGUCUGCCAGUUCGGGAUCGUGUAGCCGGCCUGUGGGCGCGGGCAGGAGCGGGGGGCCGGGGGAGGCCUGGGGAGGCCUGCUGGGGGGGCCUCCUUGUACAAAUAAAGUUGCUGCAGCUUCGGGGGGAG